Messenger RNA from Ostertagia ostertagi, 558 nucleotides. The record is from the annotation of a GenBank genome assembly. Lineage: Eukaryota; Metazoa; Nematoda; Chromadorea; Rhabditida; Trichostrongylidae.
AAGAAAUUACCUGCGGCAUCGUCUGAAAGCAAUGUUGCUGAUUCUUCUGUUGGCAGCGCUUUUCUUGACGGUGUUCUUCAGAGACGGAUUGCGGCAUCACUUCCACGACACGAUGUCACUGUGGAAGUGGAUGAAUUGAAGAGUAACUUGGGCAUAUACUCGAAAGGUAUGGUUUUCCAUGGCUACGUGACAACAUCGAUAGGGGAUCGAGCUGAAGUUGUCGAACUGUUGCAGUCUGUGCCAACGAUCACCAUCGUUUUUCUUGCUUCCAGAGAUUCGGUUCCAAAUAGAGCUGCACGAGUCAUGUCGCCGCGACUAGAGACGGCAGCAAGUUCCCGCUGUGGUCACGGCGGUACCCAACUACCAAACAACACAUGCCUCUGCCAACCGUACACCUCGGGCUUGCAGUGCGAAAAAGUGACAUGUCAAAAUUUCGGACUAAAUGCAAAUGAUCGUUGUGUUUGUGCACCUGGAUACAAUUCCAAUUACUGUGAAAACCGUAAGUAUCUACAAAUGCUUUUGAGUGCUCAGAAGUUUCCGAGAUACUUAGAGAUAGUG